Siniperca chuatsi (mandarin fish) is the source of this 2300-nucleotide messenger RNA. RefSeq names its product homeobox C5a (gene hoxc5a). The record is from RefSeq and is a predicted model, not a curated record. NCBI's taxonomy places the organism in Eukaryota, Metazoa, Chordata, Actinopteri, Centrarchiformes, Sinipercidae. The coding region runs from base 767 to 1453 and encodes 228 amino acids. Gene Ontology annotation, biological process: regulation of transcription by RNA polymerase II; anterior/posterior pattern specification. The transcript has 2 exons. Gene Ontology annotation, cellular component: nucleus. Gene Ontology annotation, molecular function: DNA-binding transcription factor activity, RNA polymerase II-specific; RNA polymerase II cis-regulatory region sequence-specific DNA binding.
CUGUCAGCAGAGGCUGUAAAUGCAAGUGGGUAACACAUAGGCUAAUAAAGUGAUUUUUACGUUAAUUUUGUCCUUUUAAAUAUUCAACUUUCUGAUUGACAUCAUAGGAGCACGGGAAUUAGGUAUUGUCCAAUAUCCAGUCACUAUAACAUUCCCGUAGCUGUAUUACUGUAACAUAACUUCCAGCGACAUUCAAGUUUCAAGUCCGUAUGCGAAAAUAUAUUUUAACCAAGUGAGCACUUUAAUAUUAUCAUUAUUGUUAUUCUUGUUGUUAUUAUGAGUAUGUGGGACUGUUGGUGGACUCGCAGUGUGUCAGGGGCAGAGAGCUCUGGCCGGUCCUGACCGUCCUGCCCCAUACCAGACACCAGAUGACGCUCUUGUCUUACUGUCCUGCCCUUUUUUGCGCUAAAGAUCCCUGCCUGGUCCUCAACAACCAACAGCUCAAAGUUUACCGGACACGUUUCUCCUAUUCAUCAAUAUCCCCAUUGAGUAUCAAAGCCAAUUUAUGACUGGCCAACAUGUGCACGUGAUCCCAUACAAAUACCCCAUAUUUGGGCAGCGCGCGUCGGAUCAAGAAUUAAAAAAAAAAGAUACCAAAGCCUACUCCACCUAUAAAUCCUGGAUUAUUUUUUUAGGGCAGACAGCUCUGAAUUUUCUUAAAGCGGCUACAAAGAAAAGCAAUGAUCAACAAAAACAAGGAAAUAACCGCAACAUACAUCCCGCAGCCCUCUCUAGUUUAAAAACAAAGUAUCGGUGAUUGUUCAAAAUGAGCUCUUAUGUUGACAGCUCCAAUCUCAGGCAAACAAGCGAGACAACUUCUCCUAACACUAUGUUUAGUUUCGAUCUAUCUGGGCGCAGGUCCAGCCGUUAUGAGGGUGUUAAUGUGAACGGGAUAUUCACUUGUCCCGUCCCCACGACCUCUGUUGAACGGGAGGAGAUGAAAACUAGCCUGCGUGGCAAUGCGGAUACUCCUCUCCCGUCAGGACCACAGAUAACCAUGGUCUCCAGUAGCUCUUCCGUGGAUGCAAGCGGGCUCAACUACGGCGGCAGCACGCUGCUGGGACUAGGCGCAGACAGAGACCCGGAGAGGAGCGCGAAAUCCGGCGGCAACAAGAGCCAGGAGAGCGAGAGAAACGCGGAGAACACGCAAGCGGUGAAACGAAACACAAAAGUCAGCCAGCGCCAGGACAGUGAGCAGCGGCCACAGAUUUACCCAUGGAUGACAAAACUGCACAUGAACCACGAAUCGGAGGGUAAGCGGUCCAGGACCAGUUACACCCGCUACCAGACUCUGGAGCUGGAGAAAGAGUUUCACUUCAACCGGUACCUGAGCCGCCGCAGGCGCGUAGAGAUCGCCCACACCCUGUGUCUAAACGAGAGGCAGAUCAAAAUCUGGUUCCAGAACAGACGAAUGAAGUGGAAGAAGGACUCAAAGAUCAAAGUGAAGGAAUAAAAGUGCACCAGUGAGAACGGGGUGCAUGAAGCACUUUUUCAGCCCCACUCUGCACAGUGCUGGAGUGCCGCCUGACCUCCGGAUGAACUGCUAGGAGCAAUGACAUCAUGACACCGCUCUGUGUGCUUCAUCACCAAUUAUGUGUCACUUGCUGCAGUUUGGGACCUAAUGUAUUGAAUAUCACUCACUUUGAUCAAUCGGUUUACAUUUCUAAAUUAAUUUGCUGCCCAUGCGAUGAUAACCUCACUUUAAUGCACGAAGGGGACAAGAGGUUGAGGGGAGCUGGGUCCUUCACGCUGUAAGGCUUUUGGUCUGCAGUGCACUGAAGGCUGCACAAUGCUACUAAUAAUCUAUGUUUUUAAUUAGGAUAAAAGUAAUGGAGGCUGGGUGAUGGCCUGCAUCAUUUCCAACUCUACAUCAUCAUGUGAUAAAACUUAAAGGUCAACCUAUCAAAUAAAGACAAACAUAUUUCUGACUGCGUUGGAAAUCAUUUGAUUAGUUAAGUAGUUUACCACCAGUAAAAAAAAACUUACUUUUCCACCUCUUUCCUUUUCUUUUAAAUGUAUUCUCUAAUAUGUUGCAGUGCGAACGAGUUAGGUCGGAAUGUGUGAUGUGUUCAGUGAGCUAAUAUCUCUGGGAGUGGAUUUCAUGUUGUCUGUCAUAUCUUUGUGUAUCUAAAUCAUUAUGUAUAAUUCAGCGACUGUAUGUGAUAAUAUUGUGAUGUGCAAUGAGGCCCUUCCUUCUGCCCUCUGUAAAUUUAAGGCGCCUGGUUUACACAAUGCCUAGAAUAACUGAUAGGUGGCUUAACUGUUGAUUGUAACCAAUAAAGUCUCAUCAUUAAAAGUCA